AUGCCUAUUGACUUAACCAUAUCGGACAUCCAUUCCUUGGGUCAGAAACAAGCGUUUGAGACUCUCGCGCAGAUCGCACGCGUUGAGAAAAAGGCAUUCCCUGCCAAUGAGGCCUUCAGUUUUGGCGAGGAACUGUGGAGGAAGAAGCCUAACACGCGGGUCUUGUAUGCGACCAGUCCAACAGCGCCUGGAGGAUCGUCUUUGAUCGCCUAUGCCGUCUAUGUCCGACAGAAAGGAAUAGCCUUAUUGCACAAAAUAUGUGUGGCAGAAGCCUACCGUCGUCAGGGUGUUGGACAGAAGCUCAUGGACUAUAUUCAACACCGGCUAGAAAAGGAGGGCUGCCAAUACAUUCAACUAUGGGUGGAUAAGGCCAGGGACCCUGCACGGGCGCUGUAUUCGCGUGCUGGCUUCGAAGAACGAGAGGAAAUUGCCGACUACUAUGCCCCAGGGCGCACUGGUAUUAGAAUGGUUCUCGAUCUCGAUUGA
This is a messenger RNA of Aspergillus wentii DTO 134E9, 486 nucleotides long. RefSeq names its product GNAT family N-acetyltransferase. Gene Ontology annotation, molecular function: acyltransferase activity, transferring groups other than amino-acyl groups. The record is from RefSeq and is a predicted model, not a curated record. Bases 1 to 486 code for a protein of 161 amino acids. The transcript has a single exon. NCBI's taxonomy places the organism in Eukaryota, Fungi, Ascomycota, Eurotiomycetes, Eurotiales, Aspergillaceae.